This is a messenger RNA of Hypoxylon trugodes, 3352 nucleotides long. RefSeq lists its product as uncharacterized. NCBI's taxonomy places the organism in Eukaryota, Fungi, Ascomycota, Sordariomycetes, Xylariales, Hypoxylaceae. Bases 366 to 2744 code for a protein of 792 amino acids. The transcript is spliced from 4 exons. The record is from RefSeq and is a predicted model, not a curated record.
GUUCCGAUGGAUGAUAAUGCCUUAAAAUAGAAACGACAUCAUAUCAUCCCCCUUGGAGUAAGACGCCACAAGUUUCACAAAUGAAAAUCCAGUCCUAUCUUCGACCAAGGUUAUCCAUUCUUGGAUUCUUAGCUGCGUAUACCGAUUUGCCGAUUGUGUAACCGCUGACGAUUCCGCUAUAAGAUCUGACGGUGUGGCGUCCGUCUCAUCCGUACCUUAGUAAAGAAUCUAGCUUACCAAUGAAGAUUCUUUGAAAUCAACAUUCCCAUGUAAAUAAAGCUAAGUUUAACUCUUAAUCCACCGAAUUCCCCCAGCGCCGCACGAAAUCACACUCUCUAGUAGCUAAUAGCAGCACAGAAGUGAUAAUGAAAAACAGAACCAAUUCUAUACGCACGCCUGGAUGGAGACGUACCGGAAUUUUCAGUAUCAUUUCCACUCUUAGCUGUGGAAUUGUACUUCUUGUCUGGUUCGUUAGGGCCAUCCAGCAAGAAGGCUCUUCCGUUUACUCCACCACCACCAUUUUUGAGGGUAAUUGCGUAAAAGCGAAAAGAUUCGGACUUCUAAUCCACGCAUUCCUUAUCAUUGUUUCUAGCCUCAUCCUCGCAUCAUUCCGUUUCUUUAUGCAGAUACUUAGUUCUCCGUCCCGCGCCGAGAUUGACCGGGCCCAUUCUGAACUUCGGUCGUUAGAAAUAGGGGUCUCAUCAAUCAAAAACCUUCGUUACGUUUCCUGGAUAAAAACUGUCGCUUGGGUGGUGUUACUUGCCAGCUCAAUUCCAAUCCAUCUUUUCUUCAACAGUUCGAUCUUCGAAACAAUAUUUCAAGGGUCGGACUGGCGCCUUACUAUCGCGUCAAGUUCUUUUAGCUCUCAGGAAGUUAGCUUCUUCCCACCAGGAGCAAGUUUGAUGAAUGCAGGAAUUCCUAGCACUGGAUGGGAUAGUUCAACCCACAAUCACGCGGAGUGCUCAAAGAUGUCGGGCUUUGGAGAGCACGUAGCGCUAACAGAGUAUUGGGAUAGGUCGUCACUUGUUAACCUAAAAAUCACGAAAACAGCGAACGAAUCCAAGUUAUGGAAUAAUAUGACCUCACAAGAAUGCCUAGAAGAAUAUGCAUCUUGCAAACCGAGAAAUAAAUAUAGGGAUGUGGUUAUCGUUGUUGAUACCGGUACCAAUAGAUCGGGCGGAUGGAUGCUGUCUGGUGUCUUCAGCGAUCCGUAUAACGAGUUAGAGUCCACCUGGGAACAUCACAUACCAUGGGAUAGUCUCAACUCAUUGUGGUAUUCAACCCAGUGUGCAACUACCCUUACUACGUCUCCUGUAUUCAGAGAUGCGAAGACCUCAAUUUGCACGAACACUUGUGGGUGGGUGCUUGGAUUGGGCACCGCCUACCCAUUGACGAAUAUGUCGAGCACAUCGGGAUCCGUCUGGACUCCUCCCUUACCGGCAUGCGACGUGCCCAACAAAGAACGGCUUGGCUAUAAUGAUAAAUUCAACACACUCAGCGUGCGGUAUUGUCUAGCCGAACCCUCGCCUGCUAACAUCUGCCGAGUAGAACUUUCCAACGUCCUAUUGCUUGCCACCAUCGUCUGCGUCUUCUCAAAGGUCUUCAUUUGUACACUUAUUAUUUAUUAUCUUCUAUCCGAAUCACUGGUCACUCUCGGAGACGCCUUAGGAUCUUUUAUCUUGAAUCCUGAUCCUAUAACUCUAGGGUUCGGCACUUUGAGUAUUUCCGAUAGUCUUCAGUUACAGUCCGGGGCCCAUAGGAAGCUCCAGUCCGAUGGCACCAUGGGGCCUAGUGAAAGGACCCAACCACGCCGCUGGAGGAACCACAAAACUAAUAAAAUUAUAUCCGCUAUCCCGAAAUCUGCUUGGUCUAGCACUUUUGCACCCAUCAUAUUGUGCUUGUGUGUCGGGUUAUAUUACGCUAUCCAAGUAGACGUUAUGAGAAGGCUGGAUGGCCGCAACAGUAUUGGAGAAUCUGGCGUGCCAUUCUUUGUGGGCAGCUUUGUCAACAUAAACGGGUAUUUGCCUACGUUGCUCGUGGCGAAUUUACCGCAGUUCAUAUUAUCGUACUGCUUCUUUUCAUAUAACUCCUUUUUCACUCGCCUAGUAGCCGAGAAAGAAUUCAACUCUUACAGUUUGACACCAUAUAAGCCCCUUCGAGUUUCAUACCCUACAGGUGAACAAGUCUCGACGUAUUGGCUCCAGUUACCCUGCAAAUAUAGCAUACCCCUCUUGAUUACCAGUACAGUCUUGCACUGGCUCGCUUCUAAUUCUACGUUUCUCUUCGUGAGCUAUGGAGGAUAUCUAUUCAAUCCGUAUUAUGAUAGCGGCGUCGCACUCAAUGGCGCAGAAGCCGUCCUGGGUUUUUACCCCCUCGCGAUAUUAAUAUUCUUCUCGAUGAGCGUCAUUGUUGUUUUUAUACCUAUUUUAUUUGGAAUCCGUCGUAUUCCGGGUGAUAUGGUCAUCGGCGCAUGCGAUUCAUUAGUGCUUUCAGCAGCUUGCCAUCUUCAUGUUCCACCUACCACGUCUGAUGAUAAUUCAGGAGAUGAAGAUACUGAGAUGGGCCGUUCUCACGACCGGGAAUUUCUGCUCGAGCUUUCUAGAAGUAAGCUUCGAUGGGGUGUUAUGUCUCUGCCCCCUGAACUAGCCGAAAUGGUUCAUAAUAAACAGGAUCUAUUUCAUUUGACUUUUACUAACGAGGAUGGGUAUCUGUCUGGGCCAAUGUCUGGGGAAUUCCAUUGCUAAUAUAUAAGCACACUACCGUUUGCCCUUCGUCGAGGGCUAAGGUACGAAAAGGGGUAUUGAUUAUGUAAUCAACUGACUCUAGACUUUGUUCAUACGUAUCGAUUUAGAAAUAACUCACUCAGCCAGGCCUUGCCGCACAUAAGGACAAAGGAAUUAUUUAGAAGAGGGGUCAUUUGUGUAUAUACAUGGUAGUUCUUGUAGUAGUUCUUUCUCCUGGCCUUUUAAACCAAUUGUCAAAGGUCGGAUUGGCAUCUCACUCGCCGGAGCGAACAUAGAGAUCUCUGCGUGGGCGUCCUGAAGAGGAGCAAAGGCGGCUAAGGCAUGGGACCUUUGAUAAAUUGUGGGAUACGAUCUCCCAGGUGCUAAAAAGGGGCAUCGCUUACGUAAGCAUGACAAUAUAAAGCGCAGAUGCUGCCGUCAUACUAGGAUAACAACUAAGCUUGCACCAUAGACCAUGGAUGAUUUACCGUGUAAAGGUAGCAGAUAUAUAUCCUGGGUACUUUGGGGGCAAUGGCUCUGCGAAUGGCCUCGGGUGAAGAUACGGUCGCAGACUAAUACACGAUAAUAGGGGGAAGACAUGCGACGACCUAGAAGAAUAUCUAUAAUGA